AAAAUAUAAAUCAAUUACAAGCAGAUGAGAUUACGAAACCUGUGACGGUAUCCCUUACCUCUCUCUUAAACUCGAAAUAACUUCCGGUCCCAUUGUGUUUCAGUUAAUUCAAUCAAACACAUUACGUUGAAUUACGGCUAUGAAAUCAGUAAAACAAAUAUCUAUGGGUUGCCUGUGUUAAAUUACAUUCAAUUUACACUCGUCAAAUGAGAGGAACGCCUUGGUAAAAUGCUGAAUCGAAUGUGAAAUCAAACAAAAAAGGGAAAUUCCCCGAAACUACUUCACAGUUGCGUGGUUGUUUCUACGGUUUUCUCUUCCUCGUUUUGUCUAACAUUCCUGCUUCUUUUAGUCGUAAAGUCUCGUGGUUUAUUGGAAUCCAACGAGUACAAAGACUCUCGUACAGCCGAUUUUUACAGAAGUCGUUUGAGGUUUUGGCUGAAAGAAAGGGAAAGAAUGGCUAUGGGCAACUCUAACACUAACACUAAAAGGACAUUAGAAGAGGCAAUGAGCAAAGAAAGGCUGUCAAUCGAGGAAUAUGGCUAUGAAUUUCAAGAGGUUAAUGAUCAACAUAAACUUCGGGACAUAAAAACUGGAAAAAACUUCAAAUUUGAUGUGUACCGCGAGAAAGAACUAAACCAGCAAAGAUAUGAAGAAAUAGGGGAGGCUAUUACAGAAUAUGUCUAUGAACACCUUGAAAAGAUGCUCAAACUCAAGAGAGUCCACAUUCCAGUCCUGCCAGCUGAUGCUGGUCCAAAUGAACCCAAAGGGUUUUUCUUCAUGAGUGAGAAUGCUCUAAAAUCUGAUAAACUGAUGAUUCUCAUCCAUGGCAGUGGUGUGGUACGAGCUGGUCAAUGGGCAAGAAGCUUGAUCAUCAAUAACAGUUUUGAAGCUGGGACAAUGGUUCCAUAUAUUGAGAGAGCAAAAGAGGAAGGUUUUGGUGUGCUUAUUACUAAUGGCAAUCAUAAUUAUGAUGAGAAACUGCAUAAGUGCAUUAAGGGUAGUGAGAAUCCCCAGGAUCACUUUGUUUAUGUCUGGAACAACUUCAUCAAGAAGGCCAAGGCCAAGCACAUCGUGAUUGUUGCUCAUAGUUUUGGUGGGGUAGUAGUUCUUCAUGGUUUCGUCGAGAGAACCACUGGACACUCCAAUACGUUCGUACUAUAAAGACGACACUUGUGAACUAGUAUCUGCAGGCACGACAGAACACGUCUGGACAUCACACUGUGCUAAAGAUUCGGUCUUUAGUUUUUUUAAGGAAAAACUGGAUAAAGAAGAGAAAGGAAAGGAUAAUGACAAAUGUGCAGGAAAUGGUUCGAGGUGCGGAUCUGAUGACUGCGAAGAGGACGAUCAAGAGGGAUUAAAGGGGGAUGAACAGCAGCUAGAAACAGGGCCUGAAGACGGAAAGAUGGAAAAAGAAAAUUCCAAAGAUGAAGGAAGUGAAAAUGAUAACAUGGUGACUGGAGAUGAUCCGAUUGCUGGGACACCGGGAGAAGAAACUGUACAACAAGGAAAAGAUAACAUGGUGACUGGAGAUGGUUUGAUUACUGGGACACCGGGAGAAGAAUCUGUACAACCAGGAAAAGAUAACAUGUUGACUGGAGAUGGUUCGAUUACUGGGACACCGGGAGAAGAAUCUGUACAACAAGAAAAAGAUAACAUGGUGACUGGAGAUGGUUCGAUUACUGGGACACCGAGAGAAGAAACUGUACAACAAGAAAAAAGAUAACAUGUUGACUGGAGAUGGUUCGAUUACUGAGACACCGAGAGAAGAAUCUGUACAACAAGGAAAAGAUAACAUGGUGAUUGGAGAUGGUUUGAUUACUGGGACACCGGUAGAAGAAACUGUACAACAAG
Actinia tenebrosa (Australian red waratah sea anemone) is the source of this 1851-nucleotide messenger RNA. Its product is annotated as cotranscriptional regulator ARB2A. NCBI's taxonomy places the organism in Eukaryota, Metazoa, Cnidaria, Anthozoa, Actiniaria, Actiniidae. Gene Ontology annotation, biological process: regulatory ncRNA-mediated heterochromatin formation. Gene Ontology annotation, molecular function: siRNA binding. The record is from RefSeq and is a predicted model, not a curated record. Gene Ontology annotation, cellular component: nucleus.